CGCGCAAUUCCACUCGCGCGAGUUCGAUCGAUCGCUCUGUCCGUCCGUCCACCAUGUCGACCGAUUCAUUCUCGCCAGAGCUCCUAGCGCUGUACUAUGACCGCCUCUUCCCUUACGAAGAAAUGGUGCAAUGGCUGGGCUACGACGCCAGUGUCGCCAAGGACAACAGUACGCCCAACACAUUGCUCAGUCGUCGCGAGUUUUCGUUCACACUCGAAAACGACCAGUACAUUCGCUACAAAGCUUUCCAUAACGCUGAUGAAAUGAAGACUGAAAUGAAGCGCCUGAUGCCCCACAAGAUUGAUAUCGGCGCGGUCUUCUCGGUGUCGCCCAUGGACAAAGGCAAAGUGGACAGCUCCAAGUUUACGCCAGUAGAGCGAGAGCUUGUAUUUGAUGUGGAUCUUACAGAUUACGAUGACACGCGUACGUGUUGCCAAUCCGCUGCGAUUUGCCACAAGUGUUGGCAGCUCAUGGUGGCCGCCGUCAAAGUCAUGGAUCGAGGGCUGCGAGAGGAUUUUGGAUUCCAACACAUCCUGUGGGUAUAUUCCGGGCGUCGAGGGAUCCAUUGCUGGGUGUCGGACACAACAUCGCGCCUGCUCACCAACGAAGCGCGCACGGCCGUCGUUCAGUACUUCACCCUCGUGGAGGGGAGCGAGCACGUCAAGCGCAAAGUCAAGCUGACGGAGCCUUUGCAUCCGUCUCUUGAGCGAGCGUAUUCCAUUCUGGAGCCCAUGUUUGGCGACGUCAUCUUGGGCCCGUCCGGUCAAAGCGUUUUGUGCUCGCAAGACAACUGGACCAACCUGCUCGACAUGGUGCCUGACGACGACAUUCGGUCCAAAUUGGAUUGCGCUUGGUCUCAGCAACUCGACGCGACGACGCCCGUCGAGAAAUGGGACCAACUCAAAGCGGCCGUCGAAAGAGCUGUGCAGGACAAGAAGCGCAAGAACCUCUCGGAUGAACGUCGCCGCCUUCUCCGAACGUGCAUUGCCGAGAUUGUGUUUUCGUACUUGUAUCCUCGGCUGGAUGCGAACGUGUCCAAGCAACGUAACCACUUGCUCAAGAGUCCGUUUGCCAUCCAUCCGAAAACAGGACGAGUGUGCGUGCCGAUUGAUCCGCGCCGCAUAGACGACUUUAAUUACGAGACUGUGCCGACGCUCGCAUCGCUCGAGCGCGAGCUCAACGCGAAGGGCAGAGACGACGGCAAGUAUCGAUGUUUCAAAGAGUACGUCGAGUACUUUGCCAAGGACUUUAUCCAUCCCAUCCACGUCGCGCUGGUCAAGCAGAAGAAGGCGGCCGCCGAAACCACGGCGGCGCUGACGGGAGACUGGUAACUAGCGCUCUCAAUAAUCUUCAACCAGUUAGUACACGACCAACUGUGUCCGAGGACGCUGUCGACGUGCGCAACAACCUAACACGUUGCAUUCCAG
Molecule: messenger RNA, 1427 nt
Organism: Aphanomyces invadans
Lineage: Eukaryota; Oomycota; Saprolegniomycetes; Saprolegniales; Verrucalvaceae
Exons: 8
Coding region: 54-1331 (425 amino acids)
Biological process (GO): DNA replication, synthesis of primer
Cellular component (GO): alpha DNA polymerase:primase complex
Source: RefSeq, a predicted model, not a curated record